This is a messenger RNA of Carya illinoinensis, 1952 nucleotides long. Its product is annotated as 2-(3-amino-3-carboxypropyl)histidine synthase subunit 1. The transcript is spliced from 2 exons. NCBI's taxonomy places the organism in Eukaryota, Viridiplantae, Streptophyta, Magnoliopsida, Fagales, Juglandaceae. The record is from RefSeq and is a predicted model, not a curated record. Bases 77 to 1456 code for a protein of 459 amino acids. Gene Ontology annotation, molecular function: 2-(3-amino-3-carboxypropyl)histidine synthase activity. Gene Ontology annotation, biological process: protein histidyl modification to diphthamide.
GGUAAUUUUCACAAAAAUAAACGAAGGGUGGAAAGAGGGGAGUCUAGACGGAACAUCGCCUCGAGUCAUCUGUGUCAUGGAGCAGCGGCGGCGGCAGCAGCUGCAGGAGGAAGCCUCCCAAGAGCUAUCAUCAGUCAGUGAGAAACCCGCAUCGGCAAGAGUAAGAACCGCACCAAAGCGUUUCGUUAAGAGCCAAAUCCCGGAUAACAUACUCAACGACUCAACCCUGAACGCCGCCAUCGCUCUUCUUCCUUCCAACUACAACUUCGAAGUCCACAAGUGCGUCUGGCGAGUGCUCUCCGCCAAAGCCAAGCGUGUCGCCCUCCAGCUUCCGGAGGGCCUCCUCAUGUACUCCCUCGUCCUCUCCGAUAUUCUCACCUCAUUCGCCUCCGUCUCCCAGUGCUUCGUCCUGGGUGACGUCACCUAUGGCGCUUGUUGCGUUGACGACCUCUCGGCCUCGGCCCUCGGCGCCGAACUUCUCAUUCACUACGGGCACAGCUGCUUGGUCCCCAUCGACUCCACCUCCAUCCCCUGCCUCUACGUCUUUGUGGACAUCCAAAUCGACAUCCAGCGCCUUCUCCAAACCCUAACGCUUAAUCUCCCCGCCACCGCUACCAAAAGUAUUGUCCUUGCCGGAACCAUCCAAUUCGCUUCGGCGAUCCGAUCCGUCAAGCCUGAAUUAGAAAAGCACGGUUACCAGGUCUCAAUCCCGCAGUCGAAGCCGUUAUCGGCGGGCGAGGUGCUCGGUUGCACUGCGCCAAAGAUUUCGAAGGAUGGUGGGGAGGUGGAGGAGGAGAGAGUCAUAGUGUUUGUGGCGGAUGGUAGGUUUCACUUGGAAGCAAUGAUGAUAGCGAACCCGGGAAUAAGGGCGUUUCGGUACGACCCUUAUAUGGGGAAGCUGUUUCUGGAGGAGUAUGAUCAUAAGGGAAUGAAGGAGUCGAGGAAAACUGCAAUUUUGAAGGCGAGUACAGAGGCCAAGAGUUGGGGCAUCGUGUUGGGGACGUUGGGGAGGCAAGGAAAUCCCAGGAUUCUUGAGAGGUUGGAGCGGAGAAUGGAAGAGAAUGGUUUCGAUUAUACGGUCGUCUUGAUGUCAGAGAUCAGUCCACAGAGGAUGGCAUUGUUCGGGGACACCAUAGAUGCUUGGAUUCAGAUUGCGUGUCCUAGGUUGUCCAUUGAUUGGGGUGAGGCGUUCGGGAAGCCGCUCUUGACUCCAUUUGAGGCCGAGAUUGCGCUCGGCUUUAUACCUGGUUGGUGGGAGAAGAGUGUUGCAGUGGGUUCAGGUACGGGAUGCUGCGCCAAGAAUGAGUCUUGCAAUGAAUGUGGAAACGGGGACUAUCCCAUGGAUUAUUAUGCUCAGGAUGGUGGGGACUGGAACUCAUCUUAUGCGAAAAACAAGAAGCCGUCCCGGCCUGUGCGGAGAAAUAUUGUGUCUUCUACUCAUGCUGCUGUUUCUUAACAUCGGAUCGUUUCAACGGAGACUGGGAUCGCGAGAGAAAUCUUGAGAAGUUAAAUUUGGAAAUCUGUGGCUAUUAUGUUAUGAUCAACGGCAAGAAAAUGUUGCUCCAUUGAGUUUGACACUGUUAUGAUGCAAUCAUUAAAUUAUAAUCCCACGGUCAGGGAUCUCCAAAUGAGUGCUCUCCAUCCUUACGGAUUCAAAAUGAUCCUCAUGCCUCAUUGAAAUGCCAUCCCCAACUCUUAAAUGGGUAAUGCACCAUAAGAUGGAAGAGAUGUUUGAAAUCACACUUUGCUAACAAGGAGAACGAAUUCACAGAGAUGUUUAUAUGAGGAAUAAUUACGGCACUAGGGAGCAAAAAAGUGGUAUGAGAAAAAGGUCGAACUUGUUACAAACUUAUUGUUUUUCUUAAGUUAGAGAUUUGUGUUCAAAACAGUAGCAAAUCGUGCAGGCAAGGAACCCUUGUAAGCAUCUGAUACAGCGACAGCAGCUUCUGCCA